AUGACUCAGAAACUGCUUGAGAUUGAAGCAUAUGAAGCCAUGAACAAGAGGAGGGCGAUGAACAUAAGAGGCAUCUCUACAGUACUUCCAUCCGAGCUCGUGGCAUUCAAUGGAGUUGCUUUAGAUCCUGCUCCAGCAUUCAUAGAUGUGUAUUCCCAAGAAUCCCAACAGCAUUUAUCGGACAGUCAGGAUUUUCAGACUCUUCCUUCCUUUGCACGACACUGUCUAUGUAGCCAUGAAAUCGGUAGUUAUGGUUUUCCUGGGCAUUCUCAAAGUUAUCAACUCGGUGAUUAUGGUCUGGUUUUUCGAAUUCCUGUUCUUGAUCCACUUAUCGGCAGUUACUGUCCUAUUGUUAGAAAAGAUCAUAUCCACCAAAUGAAGAUCGACUGGGCUUCUAGAGGUGUUUAUAGGUCUCUUGUUGGUCUAGCUAUCCAUCACUGCGGCAAGGUGUCGGAGGUAUUCUCAGGAACUGUUGUACAUCCAGAUGGCAUAAUUGCAACUUCUGCUAAUUGCUUGAAACCUCUUGAAGGCACCGAAUUCGAGAUUAGUGUCAAGCUUUUGCACAGCGGAGGCACGUACAAGGGUGUCUUGUUGGAAGCUGAUUUUUGCUCUCAUAUAGCUUUUGUAAAGAUUAUACCCGGUCACCGACUAACCGCAGCAACUUUUGGAAAGUUGGAUUCCAUGCGAGACAAUUCGGUGGUGGCUGGUGGCUGUAUACUUCAGUAUUCUAGUUGGGACCAUGCAACGUCUGAUUAUAAUCUAGGUUAUCUCAGGUUGGAUGCUGGUGGUAGCAUUGACCAAGAGAUGGAAAACACUGAGUCUCGCAAUGAAAGAACAUCUGGGCAAUUGAUAAAAGCGGAAGUUCUGAAUGUUGCAAGAGCCUCUCUCUCUCUCUCUCUCUCUCUCUCUCUCAUUGGAUACAUUGAAAGAGUAUCCUCCAUGGUUGGUUAGAAUUGGUGUUUUGUCUCUAAUUUAAAUAAUUAGAGUUUUUAUGGAGAAAAGAACGUUGCAAUAAGAGGCUUGUGUUACUAUCUUUGGAAGAAAUUAAUUUAUGUUCAAGUCUUUGAAGACAUAUAAGUUCAUGAUUGGUGUUUGAUUGUUGGAAAUAAGCAAAAAUCUAUCAUAGAUAAAGUUUGAGCCCUAAUUGCGGGAAUCAGUUCUAUUGGUCCUAAUCCCCAUGCCGC
This is a messenger RNA of Rhododendron vialii, 1184 nucleotides long. RefSeq lists its product as uncharacterized. Bases 1 to 951 code for a protein of 316 amino acids. The transcript is spliced from 6 exons. Lineage: Eukaryota; Viridiplantae; Streptophyta; Magnoliopsida; Ericales; Ericaceae. The record is from RefSeq and is a predicted model, not a curated record.